AAAAAAAAAAAAAAAAAAAACAUGAGAAAAUUCUCCGCGCCACCAUUCUCCUCCUCUCUCCUCCGCUUCCGAUCAUCGUACACCACCUCUCCACCUCCUCCUCCUCCUCAAACCCUAAACCUAAAACCCGUACCUCCCCAUCUCUCCGAACCCUACCUCGCCGAGGUACGGUCCCUCCUCCCCCGCCUCCUCGCCCUCGGCCACCACUCCGACGCCGUGCGCCUCCUCUCCGCCGCGCUCCUCCUCUCCCCUCCCCUCUCGUCCCUCCCCAUCCCCUCCCUCGCCCGCCACCUCUCCUCCCUCCCCGACCUCGCGCCGACGCUCGCCCUCCUCACCUCCCUCCGCCACCACCCCCUCCGCCCGUCCCCGCUCCCCUUCGUCGCCCCUCUCCUCUCCUCCUUCCUCCUCAGCCGCCGCCCCAGGGACGCCGCCAAGGUCUUCUUCUGGCUCUGCCGCGCCGACUCCCCCCGCCGCCCCGACCGCGAGGUCUACGAGAUCGCCAUCGGAGGGUUUUGCAGGCUCGGGAGGAUGCUCGAUGCCCUUAGGGCUCUAAGGGAGAUGGCGCUGGAUAGUGUCCCGAUCGGAGGGGGUUUGAGGGAGGAAGUGUACAGGGGUUUGCUUCAGGAGGCUCGGAUCGACGAGGCGAGGGAGUUGGAUGCGGCGUUGAAGGGCUUGGAAGGGGGCGGCGGCGAAUUCGAUCGUGUGGCUGAGUUGCUCGAUCGGUUCGUCCGAGAUUGGGAGGAGUGAUUGUGAUUUGUGAACGUACAUUUGCUGCAGCUGCUCUGGUGCCAACGCUCGCUGGGUUUCUCGUUAUAAUUUAUACUUCAAUUGGAAAUUUUGUGCCAAAGGAUAAGUUCAAUUGGCGUUGUUAAUGGAGUUGAUGGUGCCAAAUUUUGAAUAGUCGACAUUAGUUUGUGCUUUUGACUUUUAUUGUAUUGCUAUAUUAUUUGUAAACUUUGGAGGAAUAUAUCAGUAUUUAGUUGAGCCAUUUAUUUAGACAAAA
Messenger RNA from Ananas comosus (pineapple), 1003 nucleotides. RefSeq lists its product as uncharacterized. The coding region runs from base 22 to 747 and encodes 241 amino acids. Gene Ontology annotation, molecular function: protein binding. Lineage: Eukaryota; Viridiplantae; Streptophyta; Magnoliopsida; Poales; Bromeliaceae. The record is from RefSeq and is a predicted model, not a curated record. The transcript has a single exon.